Aspergillus aculeatinus CBS 121060 is the source of this 2086-nucleotide messenger RNA. Its product is annotated as putative hexokinase. The record is from RefSeq and is a predicted model, not a curated record. Gene Ontology annotation, cellular component: mitochondrion; cytosol. The coding region runs from base 323 to 1972 and encodes 549 amino acids. Gene Ontology annotation, molecular function: ATP binding; D-glucose binding; fructokinase activity. The transcript has a single exon. Gene Ontology annotation, biological process: glucose 6-phosphate metabolic process; glycolytic process; intracellular glucose homeostasis. NCBI's taxonomy places the organism in Eukaryota, Fungi, Ascomycota, Eurotiomycetes, Eurotiales, Aspergillaceae.
GUCCACUGCAAGCUGCGCAAGGAUUUGUGACUUGCCGUGGCGGUGUCACCCUCGAUCUCAUACAUCUGGUCUGCUCCACUGGUGAAGAGAACUUCUGGGGAUUCUCACCUCAUUGGCCCGGUCGAGUGUACUUUUCGUUUGAUUGUCUACUUAAGUGGCCUUUAUCCGUACUCACGACUGUUUAUUUCCGGUGGUGGUUGCGGUGUAUAAGGAGCAGCCAAAGUUGAUCACGGCCCCAUAUUCUCAUUUUCCCCUACCUUAAGCUGGACAGCCACUCGUCGCUACUGUCCAGACUCUUAAAGGUAGACGCAACACCCGCACCAUGCCAGCUCCCUUAGUCAAGGUCAUGCACAGGAUGCAAGAACUCUUCACCAACAUUGUUGCAGCCCUGGAGGCAAUGCUUCUGUUCCCAUCUCUCUUCCGCGACUCCUCCCGCAAGCGGCGGAAAGCUUUUCAGAGAGCUUAUUGGGGACGCCGGACGCUGGAUGAUUUUGCGAAUGAGAUUGAUCGUCUGCUCUCGGCACCUUUGUCUGUGCAAAACAUGAUCACAAUGUCAGACAAGAUUCGCGCGCAGUUCAAGUCCUGUCUUCAAGCCAGCCCAGUAUGCAUGCUGCCAUCCUAUAACCAUGCUCUACCUUCAGGAGCAGAGAAGGGAACGUACCUGGCGCUGGAUGUGGGAGGCUCCACACUUCGUGUAGCCUUGGUGGAACUACGUGGUCACGGGGUCAUGCGCACCCUCCAUGUGUCUUCUUCGUCAAUUGAUAAUGAGGUCAAAUUGCUAGAAGGAACGAUGUUCUUCGACUGGAUGGCAACAAAGAUCGACGCCAUGUUACAAGAGGUAGGCUCAAAUUAUGGCCGGGGGAAUACCCCACUUUCCAUGGGCUUGUCCUGGUCGUUUCCGAUUGAACAAACAUCCAUCAGCAGCGGUUUGGUAAUACAUAUGGGCAAGGGGUUUCAUUGCUCUAAUGGCACCGUUGGGCAGGAGCUCGGCAAUUUAAUUGUCCAAUCCUGCAGAGCGCGUGGCCUGAACAUUGAAGUGGAUGCUAUCGUGAAUGACAGCUCCGCAACCCUGCUGUCUCACGCUUAUGUGGAUCCGGCGACUCGCAUGUCCCUCAUUUUGGGGACCGGAACGAAUGUGGCGAUUCAUUUUCCUGUGCACCAGAUCGGAUUGACCAAGUUCGGCACCAGACCUCCAGGUUGGUUUGAUUACGCGAAACACGUUAUCAUCAACAGCGAGAUGAGUAUGUUUGGUGGCGGAAUAUUACCUAUGUCCCGGUGGGACGAGGUCCUGAACAGCACCCAUCUUCGACCUGACUAUCAGCCUCUGGAGUAUAUGAUUACUGGCCGCUACCUCGGCGAAAUCAUUCGGCUUAUUAUCGUCGAAGCAGUGGAGACAGCGCAGCUGUUUGGCGGCAAUCUUCCUCACUCAAUGCGCGACGCUUACUCGUUUGACACUAGUAUCAUUGCUUGCAUAGAAGCUGAUACAUCAACUAGCUUAGCCUCAUCGACAAACAUCUUGCAGAAGGAACACACGUUUGCCACACCUCCGUCGGUGGAGGAAAUGAGAUUUCUCCAGCGUGUCUGCCAGAUCGUCUCGAACCGAGCCGCAGGAUAUCUUGCGACAGCAAUCCAUAGCAUGUGGUGCUUGCGUAAUGAGGCAGAGUACCCGGAACUCAGCACUCCCGCAACCGCAUUCCUCAAAGAGACGCAGGAGGUGACUGUGGUUGAGAGUGAAGGUAGCCCACUAAGUUUGUCGAUCGCCUGCGAUGGUAGUGUCAUCAACAAGUAUCCCGGGUUCAGAGAUCGUUGUCAACUCUAUCUGAACGAACUUGUCAAGGAGACGCGCACUUUGCAACUGCCUUCCAUUCCGUCGGCGGAACCUUACAUCCGCCUUGAUCCUGCUCCAGAUAGUGCCAUUGCUGGAGCCGCAGUCGCUGUAGCCGUGGCUGUCGCGGAGAAAAAACCAGAGUAGUCUUCAGAGGGGACCUGGUCUGGUGAGCGAAGGUGCCUGCGCUAUGCAUUAUGAAUUGCUCAUUUCAACAAUCACCCGGCCUUAUGCCAACCUUCUUUGCAUUCAAGGUGUUUU